Dichotomopilus funicola is the source of this 1707-nucleotide messenger RNA. RefSeq lists its product as uncharacterized. The record is from RefSeq and is a predicted model, not a curated record. The coding region runs from base 1 to 1707 and encodes 568 amino acids. Lineage: Eukaryota; Fungi; Ascomycota; Sordariomycetes; Sordariales; Chaetomiaceae. The transcript is spliced from 4 exons.
AUGGCUCCGUCUGCUCCCGAAGUCAGCCCGCCCAUCCCGGGAAACUCGACAAGCAGCACAGCCAAAACGCCAAUCCCCGAGUCCGAAAUCCGUGAUGAACGAUUGGUGAUUGAUGUUAUCGAUGAAAUUGCCGCCCAGCACCCGGACCGGGUCUGGGCAUCGUUGCCCGUCGACGACACCAACUUCGGCACGGGGUUCCACGACGUGACUUAUCGGGCGUUGGCCAACGCCAUUGAUACGGCCGCCUUCUGGCUCGACUCGGUGUUCCGCGACGAUGUUGAUGAUAACGACAAAGGUCUCUUCGCCUAUUACGGAGAUAGAGACUUUCGGCAACCAAUACUGGCGGCCGCAGCUGCCAAGACUGGCAGGCAGUACCAAUUCAUCAGCCCGUUUUCGGCGGAAUCUGCGAAGCUGGGGCUCAUCAACCACACGGGCUGCAAUGUCUGGAUCCACAGCGAGACGGGCCGUGAACUGGCCCAGUCGCUGGCAAAGUCUCGGCCGGGGUUGCGCGUGAUUGAGUGCCCGACGCAGGCUGAGCUGUUGCAGUCGAGGCCGGAGCGCCAGUAUCAAUCUCGGAUCACCUGGGAGGAAUGGAAGGACAAGGUUUGGGUCAUCUUCCAUACCACGGGAUCGUCAGGGAAUCCGAAGCCUGUGCCAUGGACGCACAAGGCGUUCCGGUCCACCGAUCGCCUGCUGCGGUUUCCUGAUUUUGCUGAGUCCAAGGUCGAAUUGUUUCGAAACAAGCGUUUUUUUCAACCCCUGGCCUGUGUCCAUGGCCUAGGUCUCAUCGUCAUUCUUGACAUCGUGCCCGCGAUGAACGCGCCGAUGGUCAUCGGCCCGCGGCACCGGCUUCCUACGAUGGACGACAUCCGGCUCAUUUUUGAGCACGGCCGGCUUGAUGGCAUGCUCUGUACCCCUGUAUUCAUCAAGGAGAUCGCCGAGGAAGAGGAUCUGCUCCCCAAGUUGCGAGCACUGGACUUUGUUUACUACGCCGGUGCCAAAGCGGACCGUGUGUGGGGCGAUCUGCUCUGCGAGCACACUUCGGUCGGUCCCAUCUUUGGCACCACGGAAAUGGGCCAUGUGCCGUUGCGCGACAUCCCCGGGCCAGACUGGCACUGGUACUCGUUCUACGACUGGGAAGGUCUCGCCUUCGAGGAGGUCAAGCCGGGUCUCUACGAGAUGAUCGUUAACCGUCUGCCGCCCGGCAGCAAGAAUACCUGGCAGCAUGCUUUUUCCAGCUUCCCCCACCUCUCCCAGUACCGGACGCGCGAUCUGUGGAUCCGCCACCCAGAGAGGCCGGACCUGUAUGCGUACCACGGACGUUCUGACGAUUUUGUCAUGCUCACCUGCGGCGACGGCGUUGAUGCGCCGUACAUUCAAUCGAAGCUGGAAGCGGCGUGCCCGGCUAUCAAGCUGGCCAUGGUUGGUGGGCAUGGUGAAGACCACCCAUGGCUGUUGAUAGAGCUGCGGGAGUCGAUCCUGCGUGGGGGUGGCUCCGGUGAUUUAGGCUGGGUCCUGCAGUUCAUGGCGGUGUUGGAGGAACUGAACUCUACGCUGCCGUACAUUACUCGGAUCUCCCCGAAGCGGAUUAUUAUCGCUGCGCCGGACCGGCCGUUGGUUAGGACGGUCAAACAGGCGUUGGACCGCAAUAAGACUAUGGAGUUGUAUGAGAAGGAAAUUGAGGCGCUGGAUAAGCUGGUGGCUUGA